Molecule: messenger RNA, 2265 nt
Organism: Pestalotiopsis fici W106-1
Lineage: Eukaryota; Fungi; Ascomycota; Sordariomycetes; Amphisphaeriales; Sporocadaceae
Exons: 3
Coding region: 1-2265 (754 amino acids)
Biological process (GO): DNA-templated transcription; regulation of DNA-templated transcription
Cellular component (GO): nucleus
Molecular function (GO): DNA-binding transcription factor activity, RNA polymerase II-specific; DNA binding; zinc ion binding
Source: RefSeq, a predicted model, not a curated record
AUGGACAACCUUCUUAGACCGCUCCGUCCGGUCGAAGGUGCCAACAUCGGAGGGACUACUCAGCAAGUCCAGCCAUCACGACUUGGGGCCUCGGCGGCAGCCAUAAUAUCACCGGCCUCUGCCCUCCACUCGCCAGCGACCACGACAGCAGCUACCACAACAACAACAAUAACGUCAUCUGGCAACACGCCAGAUUCCUCAAAGAAACUUACCUGCCUACAAUGCCGGGUGAGAAAGGUCAAGUGCGAUGGCCGCCAGGACGUGUGCCGAAAUUGUGAGCGCCUCGAGUUUGAGUGCUCUUUUCAGCAGCAGUCGCGCGGCCAACCGACUGCCCAGUAUGCUGCCAAGCUCCCUGAACGCCGCCGCCGGAUGCAGGCCUGUCUGAGUUGUCGCAGCAAGAAAAUCAGGUGUCUUGGCGAGUUACCCGAAUGCUCAAACUGCAGCAAAAAGGGUCUCUCGUGCAACUAUCCCGAACCUCGGAAGAAGCUCCCAGCUAUACCGCCGGGCCACGGCUCGGAUAAUUAUAACAUCAGCAACAGCAACACGUCAUCCGUGGACCACGAUGGUCAGUCAGACCUCGACAUUACCGGCUCCACGGGCGAGGCUGCCCUGGACCAGGACACCCUCUCUGAGCUCGUCGAAGACUACUUUCGCCAUCUAUACCCGCUGCCGUCCUAUGCCUUUCUACACAAGCCCACGGUUGUUCAACGCUGCCAGGAGGGCAGCAUGGAUACCCCGUUGAAACUGGCAAUCUGCGCCAUAACAUCUCUGCUUCUGCGACGUACCUCCUUGUGUCACGACAUAUGGAUCCAACAAGCCGAGCAGUCAGUCCUGCGACAGCUUGCGCAACCCUCCAUCUUCCGGCUGCAGGCACUUCUCCUCAUCGUUCGCUACCGGAUAGAGAGCGGCGACUUCCCUACUGCUUUUAUGCUGGCCGCCCUCGCCGCAAGAUCUGCUGUCGGAUUGCGACUCAACUUUGAGCGCGCGGAACUGCCACCGCUUGCCCAAGAAGCCAGGCGCCGCCUUUUCUGGUCCUUGUUCCUACUUGACGACUUUUUCUGCGUCGGGCUGAGGGAAUUUGAGCUCUGCCCCAAGGAGACAAUACAUCUCCAGCUUCCAUGUGAUGAAGAGCUCUUCGAGGCCGGGCAGCACUGUCGGACAGGGACAUUACAGCAGGAUCUCCUAGAAGUGCCGGCGACUAUUGGCCUGCGCGGAAUAUUCUUGAGGCUCGUAUCGACCAGAAGAGAAAUCAUGAGGUUCAUUCGCCAAGUAAGCCUACGUGAAAUACAGCCCGCUUCGAUUGCCACCUCAUUGCAACGGUUUGAGCAAGAGUUGGAAUGCCUGCGAGCUGGGCUCAGCCAGAGUGAGCAGUACUCUGUGUUCAAUUUGGCCAACAGCAAGACGCAGGCAGAAUUCAUCAUGCUGCACUUGUCGUGGAAUCAGUGCUUUUGCGAUUUGUAUAGACAGUUUCUCAGCGGCUACAGCGAGGCCGCUCCGAUACCAGUCAUUGCCGGGAUCCCACUGGCGAGGAGGCAAGCGCUACAGCAACGGUGCGAAGAGCAUGCCGAAAGCAACAUACAGAUGGUGACAGACUUUUGGAACAAUUGCAGCCGCAACUCCAUCCUAGAACGGGAUACGGCCGUCUGCGCGGCCGAGGGCGCCCGCAUCAUCCUCUUCCUCGCUAGCAUCUCAUCAAGUCGGCCGACAAUGGAGGCUGCCAUCAGAAAGGCUGGUGUGUGUCUGGGUUUUAUCACACAUUUCUUUAGUCAUUCUGAAGCAACGAAAGCCUUGCGUCACAAGCUUGAAACGGUAAUCGGCGGGUAUUCGGAUCGCCUGGCUGUACAGCACAAGAAGGCGAUCCAAGAGCCUGACCCUCCAGAGAUACGCCCAGCCGCAAGGGUAUCGCAAUAUGCCAACUCGCGGCAGAGGCUUUCCGUGCAGAGUCUUUUACUGCAAUCGGACUUUGUCGAUGACAGUGAUCAGAUUGCAGUUCACGUCUCGGGAGGCGGUGCCACGUCAAGAACUGUGCGAGCAGCGGCGCAGGAUGGUGAAGGUCUCGCAGCUGAUGCAAGUACCGAUGCGACCAACUUGGAUGAUCGCAUGUCUGUUGAUGGAGGGCAGGAAUAUAACGCAAUAGCGUCUAUAGGAGAACAUGAGGGACUCGAAGCGACUGGAGUUCAACUCAACCCAUGGAUGGGAUUUCCAGGCCAGGAUGAUGUCUACGGAAUACCGGGUUUGUCGGGAGAUCUCGACGCCGAGUAUUGA